Diceros bicornis minor is the source of this 7395-nucleotide messenger RNA. RefSeq names its product ADAM metallopeptidase with thrombospondin type 1 motif 17 (gene ADAMTS17). NCBI's taxonomy places the organism in Eukaryota, Metazoa, Chordata, Mammalia, Perissodactyla, Rhinocerotidae. Gene Ontology annotation, molecular function: metalloendopeptidase activity. Gene Ontology annotation, cellular component: extracellular matrix. Gene Ontology annotation, biological process: proteolysis; extracellular matrix organization. The transcript is spliced from 24 exons. Bases 1117 to 4488 code for a protein of 1123 amino acids. The record is from RefSeq and is a predicted model, not a curated record.
GCAGUGUGGCUGCUACUCCCUGGCUUUCAGUGGCAGACCUUUGAGAUGGCUCUUUUGCCAAUAAAGUUGCACCAAAAACCUCACUAAGAUUUCUUAUGCCUCCAGAAGACGCUGCUGAGCCUUCAAGUUGGUUGGGGCUGCUAUCAAGGGGGAGAGAAGGAGCCCCAAGCCUGGCAAUAAGCAGGACAUGUGCCGAAGCUUCCAGGACUGCAGGUGCCCAGCAGUGAGUGGCAGCCCAUGGAGCAGUGGAUGAACUGCUAGGUGUCUAAGAGUGGCCAGACCCUAUGGAGAGCAGGAGUAACAGAGCAGAUGAGGAUUCCACCAGCUACACCCUGGAGACACAAAAGCAGCAAGUUUACAGCAGUGAGAGUGGUGGGCCUUAUUGAGACUCAGCGACACAGUCCACUCCCAUGGUUAAUUAAACGUCACGGAAGCUACACGGUGUUCCCCUCUGGAUUCCUUCUGAUGACAUGCAAUCCUGUGAUGAAUUUUAGAUUCUGAGGAGCCCCAGGCAGAGUCCAGUAAGAGCACUGUAAUCUCUCUGCUUUGAGAAAAUAGAAAUGGGCAGAACAGGGCAGGGAGAGGAGAGACCUGAGAACGGUGACACUUUGGUUGAUUCUGUUUUGUUUUGUUUUCUACAACAUGUUCCUCAAGAAGCUGAAGGAACACCUUUCCUGCAGACUUCAGUUAUAUUCUGGAGAGAAAAGAAUGAACUCAUUCUGUGGCUGGAAGACUUGAGUUCAAGUCCAGGCUUUGCCACUUUGUGCCCCAGUUUCCUAACCAGUAAAACUGGCCUAAUAUUCCUUCCUGCCUGCCUUGGAGGGCAUUUGCUGUUCGUAGUGAGUGGCACCAGCCGAAAGUCAGGACCACAAAUUCUAGCUCUUUCGCUGGCAAACUCCUGGGUAAACUAGCAAGCUCCUUAAACUCUCUCUCCCUCAGUUUCUCAAUGUGAUCACGCAUGAUCCACUGGCUUCCGUGAGGAUAAAGACGACAGGAGGCGUGAAGGGUUUGGAUAAACACUGUUACAUUGGAUGUAGCCAUCAGGUGCCAACUCAGGUGUGCAAGUGCUCAGCCACAAACAACCAAAACUGGUUUUACUUUAGAUGCAGAGAGAAUAUGCUUUUACGGAUGAAACCGGUUGGCCAGAACGGUUUCUGGCCUUUCUUGGGAAGCUGGGCAGCAGUGUCAGAGAGGAUUUCGCAAAUGAGGACAAACUCUGAAGACAUUCAGGUGUCCUCUCGGGUUCUCGGGGAUCCUGCGGCUCCAGGCGGCUCCCUCGCGCCACCUGGUGUCCGACCCCCGCCAUUGCCCAGAAACCACGUGCUGGAAGGCUUCACUCCGGCUGGCGCCGCCGCUCGCGCGCUCCUGCUCCGCCGCGACCGUCCGGGGGGCUGCUCCUCCCCAGUACCAUGUGUGACGGCGCCCUGCUGCCUCCUCUCGUCCUGCCCUUGCUGCUGCUGCUGGUUUGGGGACUGGACCCGGGCACAGGUUGGCCUCAUCCAGCUUGGGCAAGAGCAUGUGCUAAUCCAGCCCCUCAACAAUUCCCAGGGCUCGCUCAGUGGACAGGAACAUCUGAUCAGGCGCAAAUGGUCCUUGACACCCAGCGCCUCCACCGACGCCCAGAUUCCUGGGCAGCUCUGCAAGGUUCUAACGGAAAACAAGAAGCCAAGGAGGGGCAAGCCAUUGCGAGACUGGCGCGAGCGGAGAAAUGCCAUCCGGCUCACCAAUGAACAUACGGUGGAGACACUGGUGGUGGCCGAUGCCGACAUGGUGCAGUACCACGGGGCAGAGGCUGCCCAGAGGUUCAUCCUCACCGUCAUGAACAUGGUAUACAAUAUGUUUCAGCACCAAAGCCUUGGAAUUAAAGUUAACAUUCAAGUUACCAAGCUGGUCCUGCUACGACAACGUCCUGCCAAGUUGUCUAUUGGGCAUCAUGGUGAGCGGUCCCUGGAGAGCUUCUGUCACUGGCAGAAUGAGGAAUAUGGAGGUGCACGGUACCUCGGCAACAAUCAGGUUCCAGGAGGGAAGGACGAUACACCCCCCGUGGAUGCCGCUGUAUUCGUGACCAGGACAGAUUUCUGCGUACACAAAGAUGAACCCUGCGACACUGUUGGAAUUGCUUACUUAGGAGGUGUGUGCAGUGCUAAGAGGAAAUGUGUGCUUGCCGAAGACAAUGGUCUCAAUUUGGCCUUUACCAUCGCUCAUGAGCUGGGCCACAACUUGGGGAUGAACCACGAUGAUGACCACUCAACCUGCGCCGGCAGAUCCCACAUCAUGUCGGGAGAGUGGGUGAAAGGCCGGAACCCCAGCGACCUCUCUUGGUCCUCCUGCAGUCGAGAUGACCUUGAAAACUUCCUCAAGUCGAAAGUCAGCACCUGUUUGCUGGUCACAGACCCCAGGAGCCAGCACGCGGUGCGCCUCCCUCACAAGCUGCCAGGCAUGCACUACAGCGCCAACGAGCAGUGCCAGAUCCUGUUUGGCACCAAUGCCACCUUCUGCAGAAACAUGGAGCAGCAUCUGAUGUGCGCUGGACUGUGGUGCCUGGUGGAAGGAGAUACGUCCUGCAAGACCAAGCUGGACCCUCCCCUGGACGGCACGGAGUGUGGGGCAGACAAGUGGUGCCGCGCAGGGGAGUGCGUGAGCAAGACGCCCAUCCCAGAGCACGUGGAUGGAGACUGGAGUCCAUGGGGUGCCUGGAGCAUGUGCAGCCGGACGUGUGGGACAGGAGCCCGCUUCCGGCAAAGGAAAUGUGACAACCCCCCCCCUGGGCCUGGAGGCACGCACUGCCUGGGCGCCAGCGUGGAGCAUGCGGUCUGCGAAAACCUGCCCUGCCCCAAGGGCCUGCCCAGCUUCCGGGACCAGCAGUGCCAGACACAUGACCGGCUGAGCAGCAAGAAGAAGGGCCUACUGACAGCAGUGGUGGUUGAUGAUAAGCCAUGUGAGCUCUACUGCUCGCCCCUUGGGAAGGAGUCCCCACUGCUGGUGGCCGACAGGGUCCUGGAUGGCACGCCCUGCGGGCCCUACGAGACUGACCUCUGCGUGCAUGGCAGGUGCCAGAAAAUCGGCUGCGAUGGCAUCAUCGGGUCUGCGGCCAAAGAAGACCGGUGCGGGGUCUGCAGCGGGGACGGCAAGACCUGCCGCGUGGUGAAGGGCGACUUCAGCCACUCCCGGGGGACAGUGAAGAAUAAUCUUUGUACGAAGGUGUCCACGUGUGUGAUGGCAAAGGCUGUUCCCAAGUGCUUCUCGUGUUACAUUGAAGCUGCUAUCAUUCCAGCUGGAGCUCGGAGGAUUCGCGUGGUGGAGGAUAAGCCUGCCCACAGUUUUCUGGCUCUCAAAGACUCCAAUAAGAGAUCCAUCAACAGUGACUGGAAGAUAGAACUUCCUGGAGAGUUCCAGAUUGCAGGCACGACCGUCCGCUAUGUUAGAAGGGGCCUGUGGGAGAAAAUUUCUGCCAAGGGACCAACCAAAACACCCCUGCAUUUGAUGGUGUUGUUAUUUCAUGACCAAAAUUAUGGAAUUCAUUACGAAUACACUGUUCCUGUAAACUACACUGCUGAAAAUCAAAGUGAACCAGAAAAACCCCAGGACUCGCUGUUCAUCUGGACCCACAGCGGCUGGGAAGGGUGCAGCGUGCAGUGUGGAGGAGGGGAACGCAGAACCAUCGUGUCCUGCACGCAGAUUGUUAACAAGACCACGACUCUGGUGAAUGACAGUGAUUGCCCUCAAGCAAGCCGUCCAGAGCCCCAAGUCCGAAGGUGCAACUCACACCCGUGCCAGUCACGGUGGGUGACAGGCCCAUGGAGCCCCUGCUCAGCGACCUGUGAGAAGGGCAUCCAGCAUCGGGAAGUGACCUGCGUGUAUCAGCUGCAGAACGGCACACACGUCGCCACUCGCCCUCUAUACUGCCCUGGUCCCCGGCCAGCGCCAGUGCAGAGCUGCGAAGGGCAGGACUGCUUGUCCAUCUGGGAGGCAUCUGAGUGGUCACAGUGUUCUGCCAACUGUGGUAAAGGGACGCAGAAACGAACGGUGACGUGCACCAACUCACAAGGAAAAUGCGAUGCGUCCACGAGGCCGAAAGCCGAGGAGGUGUGCGAAGACUACUCAGGCUGCUACGAGUGGAAAACUGGGGACUGGUCCAAGUGCUCAUCAACCUGUGGGAAAGGCCUGCAGUCUCGCGUGGUGCAGUGCAUGCACAAGGUCACCGGGCGCCAUGGCAAUGAGUGCCCUGCCCUCUCGAAGCCGGCGGCCUACAGACAGUGCCACCAAGAAGUCUGCAAUGACAAGAUCAACGUGAACACCAUCACCUCCCCUCGCCUCGCUGCUCUGACCUACAAAUGUACACGGGACCAGUGGACAGUGUAUUGCCGGGUCAUCCGGGAAAAGAACCUCUGCCAGGACAUGCGGUGGUACCAGCGCUGCUGCCAGACUUGCAGGGACUUCUAUGCAAACAAGAUGCGCCAGCCGCUGCCGCCACCACCAAGCUCAUGACACAUGGCCCAGUGGUCCCACGAUGCUCUGACACGAGGUCUGAGUCCUGACGACAUGGCUAGUUGAAAGCCCACCCACCUGAGAGCACACCAGUCCUGCGGCCGGGACCCCCCAAAGCACACUGCCGCUCACCCACAAGGCUGUCCCAAGAAUCCAGUUGCAUAGAACUUGAGAGUGGACUUGGCGUUUGCCGUUAGUGCUUCUAUACUUAAUAUAUUAUUAACAGCCACUGGAUGGCUUUCUACAGUAAGGAAAAAAUAGGCAUGAGUCACAAAAUAAUUGUAAUGUCUAAGGUUCCAUGUACCUCAAAGGGAACACCUCUGACAGACAGUUGUCAAAAGAGAGAGACGUCAUUGAAUGCCUUUGUCUUGGCUUUCUUUUGACGUUUGAAUUCCCAGUGCUUGAUGUACCACGGGGGGAGUAUCCAAAAAAAACGAGACAUUUUACAUUAAAACAGGCUUUAUUCUGAAAGCCGGCGACACCCUGGAUGGAAGGACAGAUGUCAGGGAGCCUCUGCUAUUGGUUUCUCCAGCGAGGCCCGGGCUGCCAGAGCCCUUCUUGACACCACAAGAAUCAGCACUUUGCCUCUCUGCCCAUCUCGGAGAACAUGUUCUCUAGAUCCUGGGCCUUGCCUUGGAAACCAUGUCCCUGAGAGUUUGAAUCUGUGUAAACCAACAAGGACACCAGGGCCACAUAGUUCUACACACCACCCAUGUGAGGGAGAAUAUUCCGGAAGGGUUUGGGUUUGGCUUUGGGGAGGCAUCUAAUUUUCAGAUGUCUGCUGUCCACCACAUAGGGAAACAGAAAAGCCUUUCUCCAAGGUGCUGUGAAAUGGGACACAUGCUAAUUUCGGCUAUGGAAUUGCUUCCUGGCAUAAAGGUGAGCUCAGGACCGCUUUGUCAGGGGUGUAUGGGCCUCCCCCUCUGCCUUCUGGGGACCUCCUCUACUCUAGCCAGUACUUCAGAAGCUUUGCACCUUGUAGAUGGCUUCCCAUUGACCUUGGUCAUCUAUCUGAAGUUGAUUCUUUUUAGAACCUCUGAGGACUCAAGCUCAGGGCUGGCUGCCUCACCCUGGCACAGGGUGGGUUUCCUCCAGGGGCCACUCAGCCUGGUGUGCCAAGGUCAGUGGAGGAGUGCCACCUGGCCAGGAUCUCGGCACGCUCACCCAACCUCCCUGUAGCCCAGACCUUGCAGUACUCAUUACUGUCAUGCUGUCAUUGAUGCGUCUUCUUACUGGGACAAGAAUGACACUCAGAAAAGCAUGAAGAAGGUCUUUCCCUCCUACAGUCCCCUCGCCCUGAAAACAGAGCUGUGCUCUCUCUGGAGCCCGGGGAGAUGACAAGAGUGGCCUCUCUGAGAGUGCAGAAGAUGGUAGGACCCUGCCUUUCCCGGGCACUGGGAGGAAGGGACCCUAGCCUGGAAACAGGGACCCUAGAUGCCAGGAGGUCUGUUUUGCUGACCAACUUGGUGGGUGUUUGAUGGGUGCUUAUGUUCAAGGACUUGACCAUGAAAAAGCCACCUUCUCCUCCCUUAUUUCAGAGGGAAUCUCAUUUAGGCUAAUCUCCAUGGGAUCAUCUCCAAGUGCUUCUUGAUUUACUGGUGCUGUGUUUGUGUAUCUGUUUGUGUUUUUUAUGUCACAACGUUAGGAUCAGCUUAAAUCAGAAAGAAAAAAAAAAUUCUCUGCCAUCUCAAGGCUGUCUCAUGAGCUGUGUUUUGGUUUUUGAUUUUUACUACCCCAGAGGCAGAGAAGUGGUCAGGAUGGCAGGGAAUUUAUUCAGUUCCACUUGAAUCAAUGAGAAGUAUUGAGAAACCUCCUUAGGUGCUCUGUGGAAAGAACCAAGAGAACGCCAUGACGGAGUGGCCCAUCUUGCAGUGUAACCCAGUGGUCGCUCCAGGGCCUAUGCAAAACGCUGUCCUCCUCAGCUCAGGCUUGGCUGCCAGCAGACUCCCCAAAGCCCCGUUUCCACAAAACGCUCAAAAUCUUGGGGAGCUAGGGCUCAGUUUUCCCCCAGCCCCAAAUGGGCUGUACUUCACUGAAGAUGGACAGAAAGCUAUCAGCCUUUGGGGCUGAGGGGCAGAGCCGGGACAGCCAGCUGAGGAAGCCAGGGCAAGCUUGCCUGCUCAUCUGCCUGGGCCCAUGGGCCCACCAGAGCUGGGCAAGCAUGGGCAUGUGCCCACAGGCAAGCACUUUCCCUGCUGCCUCUGAAUUUCCUCCCUGGCCACCCUGACUGUAUCAACUGGACGCCCCUGACAAGGGCCUCACAACCUCAGAAUGCAAACGAUUGACUCAGUUGUUAUUCCACACCCAUUGGUUCCCCAAAGUCCGUGUCUUUCUGAGCUCUUUUGGCUCAUGCUGGCACUGUUGCUCUGAAACUCACCAGCCCGCCUUCUGUUUAUUACACCAGCAGUGAUUGAUUUCCAUGAAGCCAUCAUGGCAGUCUUGCUCUACUUUGUACAGAAGACAUUGAAACCCUGUGAUUAUAACAGUGACGCUUCUUUAUUGUUAACGAUACCCUGUACUGUCACUCAAGUACUGUACCUUUUUGGUUGCACAAAUUACUAACUACAGAGUCUUAUGACUUUAUGGUGCUAUUUUCAUUGGUGCAAAUGAAACCUUCUCAGCUGACCAUGGCUUGAUAUAAUCAGAACACAGGGAAAGAUCCUCAAUAGCAAUAAUAUCAUUGCUUUGUUCUCUUUUCUUCAUUUCAGAGUCAAAUGUAUAUAUUUUCCAUUAGUUAACUUACAUUACGUACUGUACCCAUGGUAUUUUUGUUUUACUUUUUGGUGCUGGUUUUGAAAGACAAAAAAAGAACAGAAGACAAACAUUGGACACUACUGUAAAUGAAAAAUUAAUCAUUUCAUUGGAAGCGAGUUGAAUAUGUUUAAUAAAAUGUUUUUCCAUAACAAU